GUCCGUUAUUCAAGGUCCUAAUAUAUAAACAGUCACAAUUGUGACUGUUUGCUGUCUUAACAAUGGCCCCGCGUAAGUGUUUAAAUGAUCCUAACAGUUUUUGUUAUAUUUGUGGUCGUUUCACGUUUGUUAAGAACAGGAUAAAGCUUGAAGAUAAUGUGAAAUCAUUUUACCGCAAUUACUUCAACAUUUCGAUAUCCAAUCAAGAUAAGUCUUGGGCUCCACACGUAGCUUGUAAAUCAUGUGUUGAGUCAUUAAGGCGUUGGAACAAUGCCAAAAGUAAAAUGCCCGUAACUUGGCGAAAAAAAAUCGUAGGUAGUCGAUCAAUAUCUCAUUUUGAAGGAUUCGGAUUCUACGCAGAAAAUUACUUCGGAAAUGACCCACAGCUUCCCGACAACAUCCAAGACCCCCUUUUUUGUAGACCUGUGUUAUAUAAUCGAUUAUUCAUGUUAAGCGUCAACCGCGAUCAGCCUUACUUGUUGUACUGCAACAUUUGCGGAAACUCGCGCAACCUCAAGACUUCUGAUUCUUCCGGGAAAGGAAACACCCCUGUGAGUUUGAAACCGGGUUACCCGAAGCCCGUACGGGGGAGGAAGAAUCUGAGAAGGUUCACGCGAGCCUGGACGAGCGCAGACGAUCGAUCGAUUACCUCCUUGGAGGAAGAGGAGAAGGCGGAGGAGGAAAACAAGAGCGCGGAAUAA
Messenger RNA from Mycetomoellerius zeteki, 701 nucleotides. RefSeq lists its product as uncharacterized. Bases 63 to 701 code for a protein of 212 amino acids. NCBI's taxonomy places the organism in Eukaryota, Metazoa, Arthropoda, Insecta, Hymenoptera, Formicidae. The transcript has 3 exons. The record is from RefSeq and is a predicted model, not a curated record.